UUCAAAUUUCUUUUUGUCAAAAAGGCAUCGCUGUCAAAUAAUAUUUUAAAUAAAUAGUAUUUUGAUGUUUUUAAGCAGUUUACUGAAUUUCACAGGGCUGUCUUCGUUCAAUACCUUUGCGUUCUGCAAUUACUACCAAGUAUGCACACUUACGACCACUCUCAGCUAUCGUGCCUCAAACAAAUAUGGAGAACUUACCGUCACCUGCAAUAGAACUAGAUAAAUUAUUCAAACGAGUUGAGUUGGAAAUGAGAGGUAUUGACCCGGCAGUGUUGCUUAGUUACUCAUGGUUCUGUGUUGCGGCUGCAUCUCACUUAGGCAUUGAAGUGACGAAAAAUUGGGCAUUAAGAAAAGCUGAAAAGGAAAGACACACUCUACUCAGAUGUGUCCAUAUUUACAAGAAGCAUAAAGUCCAGUAUGAAAUACGUACAUACUUCAGAUUUAUACACUUACAGAGGCUCACAGGAUCAACAUGUGACACAUAUCUAGAAUAUAUUGAAAGAAAUCUUCCAGAGGGUUGUGCUCUCAAAGUUACCAAAGUGGAAUGUGUCAAGAUGCCAGAUUACAUUACUACUUCAGGGAAAGAUAUUUAAAAAGAGAUUUGUAAUAUUUAAUAGAAUAAUUGCAGUAGAAAUAAAAAAAUAUUAUAAUAAAAUCUUUUAUUCUCACUUUACUUUUAA
Molecule: messenger RNA, 680 nt
Organism: Diatraea saccharalis (sugarcane borer)
Lineage: Eukaryota; Metazoa; Arthropoda; Insecta; Lepidoptera; Crambidae
Source: the annotation of a GenBank genome assembly